AUGGCUUUCCAAAGAUAUCUCACAUUCAUUAUGAUCAUUAUUUGUUUUGUUACUUGUUAUAGUACAACCUUGCAUGAGGACCCACUUAGUUCAAUUGUUGAUGAUUCUCCUUAUAUUAAUGAUGGUGGAACAUUCAAGGGAAUUAUCAAGCAAAGUACAAAUCAUGUUUUGAGCUUAUUGAGCAAGUUGGGUGACACUAAUUCACCUUCACUUAAAACAUUUGAUGUUGAUGAUUAUGGAGCUCAAGGAGAUGGAAAAACUGAUGAUACACAGGCAUUGAAGAAGGUUUGGGAAGUAGCAUGUUCAACCAAGGGAUCAAUUGUUGUGGUAGCUGCUAAAAGGAAUUAUCUUGUUAAGCCAAUCACAUUCUCUGGCCCUUGCAAAUCCAACACUAUAACAUUUCAGAUCUCUGGAACCCUUCAAGCAUCAGAUAAUCCAUCUGAUUACAAUCAAGAUCCUACACACUGGCUUAUGUUUGAUAGUAUUCAAAAACUAACUCUUAAUGGUGGUGGAACCAUUGAUGGAAAUGGAAAUAUUUGGUGGCAAAAUUCAUGCAAAAAGAACGAAAAGCUUCCUUGCAAGGCAGCCCCUACGGCGCUGACUUUGUACAAGUGCAACAACUUGAUAGUCGAGGAUUUGACUAUAAAAAAUGGGCAACAAAUUCAUGUUCAAUUUCAAAAUUCUGCAAAUGUUAGAGUUUCUGGCCUCAAUGUGACAUCGCCGGGGGAUAGUCCAAACACAGAUGGAAUUCAUGUCACCAAUACAGAGAAUAUCCAAAUCUCAAACUCUAUUAUUGGAACAGGGGAUGAUUGUAUAUCAAUUGUAGAUGGAUCCAAAAAUCUACAAGCUACAGACAUAACCUGUGGACCAGGCCAUGGUAUCAGCAUUGGAAGCUUAGGGGAAGAGGGUGCCAAGGAAUUUGUUUCAGGAAUAACAGUGAAUGGAGCUAAAUUUUAUGGAACUACUAAUGGAGUAAGAAUCAAGACAUGGCAGGGAGGGUCAGGAAGUGCAAGUAACAUCAAAUUUCAGAAUAUUCAAAUGAACAAUGUGACCAAUCCCAUAAUUAUAGAUCAGAACUACUGUGAUCAAGAGAGUCCAUGCCAACUACAGAAAUCCUCGGUUCAGAUAAGGAAUGUGUUGUACCAGAACAUAAAAGGCACAAGUGCUUCUGAUGUGGCUGUGCAAUUUAAUUGCAGCCAGAACUUUCCAUGUCAGGGUAUAGUAUUGCAAAACAUUGAUCUGGAACUUGAAGGUGGAGGAGAAGCUAAGGCUUCAUGCAACAAUGUUAAGUUGUCUUACAGAGGAAAUGUUAGCCCUCGCUGCAAUUACAUUGAGGAAAUGAAUGAACUUGGUACAACAAAAGAAUGGCUACAGUGCUUACCCAGUGGAACCAUCCAGACGUGGAAGGAGGUAGAAGACAAGUUUUUGGAACGAUUCUUCACUCACAACCAGUUCCAGAAGAGAAAGGUAGAUAUCGUGAACUUCAAGCAGCAUGACAACGAAACACUAGGAGAGGCCUAUGAGCGCUUCAACCUACUGAAAAGAAAGUGUCAUAACCAUAGUCUCGAUCUUAUGGAGUUGAUGCAAAUCUUCACCGGAGGAAUGCGCAUACAACACAGGAUGCACCUUGACGCCUCAGCUGGAGGAUCGAUCAAUGAAAAUACCACAGAAGAAGUUAAGGAGCUCAUUGAACAAAUAUGCCAGAACAAAUACAACAUGAGCAACGAGCGAACUUCUAAACCUGCUGGAAUGCUGCAACUGGACAAAGAAACUGCCUAUCAGAAGGAGAUAGACUUACUAAAAAGGAAGCUGGAAAAGGCCACCCUAGGUGCCGAGGUGAAAAAUUUCCAAGAAACCUGUGACUUUUGUCACGAGAACCAUCCUAACGGUUAA
This is a messenger RNA of Trifolium pratense (red clover), 1893 nucleotides long. RefSeq names its product polygalacturonase-like. The transcript is spliced from 9 exons. The record is from RefSeq and is a predicted model, not a curated record. Gene Ontology annotation, molecular function: polygalacturonase activity. Gene Ontology annotation, biological process: anther dehiscence; pectin catabolic process; fruit dehiscence. The coding region runs from base 1 to 1893 and encodes 630 amino acids. NCBI's taxonomy places the organism in Eukaryota, Viridiplantae, Streptophyta, Magnoliopsida, Fabales, Fabaceae.